AUGGCUUGUUUGCCUGAGAAGAUGUCUCUUCAGAUGAUAUCAACCAUUAACAAUUCUUCCCUGAUACAGCCGGGAUUUUCUUUGCUGAAGUUUGAUGGCCAAGUUUUCUUGUUUGGACAGAAAGGCUGGCCAAAGAGGUCCUGUCCUACUGGAGUUUUCCUUCUGGCUUUCAAAAAGGAAGAGCUCAAACUAAAGCCAGCCUUCUUCUCCAAGGAUUCCUGCUACCUUCCUCCUCUACGGUACCCUGCAAUCUGUACAUUCAAAGGUGAUACAGUGCAGUCUGAGAAAUGCCAGUACAUUAUCCAUGGAGGGAAAACACCAAACAAUGAACUUUCUGAUAAACUGUAUGUCAUGAGCAUGGUCAACAAGAAUAACAAGAAGGUCACAUUUAAGUGCCUUGAGAAAGAUUUAGUUGGGGAUGUUCCUGAAGCCAGAUAUGGCCACACCAUAAACGUGGUUCACAGUCAAGAUAAAAAUAUGAUUGUUAUAAUUGGAGGAAGAUCAUACAUGGGUCUUGGACAGAGGACAACUGAAAACUGGAACAGUGUGGUCGACUGUAUGCCAUAUGUAUUCCUAGUUGACCCUGAAUUUGGAUGUUCUACUUCCUAUGCCCUCCCGGAACUUCAGAGUGGAUUCUCUUUUCAUAUCUCUCUUGCCAGAAAUGAUACCAUCUAUAUCAUAGGAGGCCAUUCCAUUGAAAAUAACACCAGACCCCCAAAUCUCUAUAAGAUAAAAAUCGACCUUCCCUUAGGUAGCCCAGCUGUGAACUGCUGUGUCUUGCCUGGUGGGAUUUCUGUGUCCAGUGCUAUCAUGACCCAGACUAAAGACCAUGAAUUUGUCAUUGUGGGAGGCUACCAUUCUGACAACCAGAAAAGAUUGAUUUGUAAUACAAUUACUCUCGAAGAUAACAAGAUAGAGAUAGUGGAAAGGGAGGCACCAGAAUGGACUGCAGAAAUCAAACACUGCAAGAUCUGGUUUGGGAGUGAUAUGGGAAAUGGACAUAUACUGUUUGGCAUUCCAGGAGACAACCGGCAGCUAAUUUCAGAAGCAAACUACUUUUACAUGUUGAGAUGUCAAGGAGAAGGUGAUCAGGACUCAGAACAGUUGGCACAAGUGUGCAGUCAGAGUUCAACAGAAGAUGCAGGAGAAUCCACUCCUUUUGAAGAUUCAGAGGAGUUCACUUUCGGCUUUGACAUGAAUGAUAUUGACACCUAUAAUGAAGAUGAUGAGGAAGAUGAGUCAGAAGGAGGCUACUGGAUCACAUGCUCUGCAGGCUGUGAUAUUGAUAUCAACACCUGGGUGCCCUUGUACUCAACAGAACUCAACAAGCCAGCCAUGAUCUACUGCUCCAGUGGAGAUGGCCACUGGGUCCAUGCACAGUGUAUGGACCUAUCUGAGAACAUGCUUAUCCACCUUUCCCAGGUAAACGUCAAGUACUUCUGCACCGAACAUGUCAGUUUGGCCAGGGGGUUGCAAACUCCCAAGGAGACCCCUCCACUGGAAAAGAAAACCAUGAAAGCAUUGCGCAGGAAAAAACCCAUGAAAAUAAUCACUCCUGCAAAGAAGUCCUUUAUUCGGAAGCUGUUUGAAUAG
This is a messenger RNA of Elgaria multicarinata webbii, 1593 nucleotides long. RefSeq names its product recombination activating 2 (gene RAG2). Gene Ontology annotation, biological process: V(D)J recombination. Gene Ontology annotation, molecular function: sequence-specific DNA binding; protein binding. Lineage: Eukaryota; Metazoa; Chordata; Lepidosauria; Squamata; Anguidae. The coding region runs from base 1 to 1593 and encodes 530 amino acids. Gene Ontology annotation, cellular component: DNA recombinase complex; nucleus. The transcript has a single exon. The record is from RefSeq and is a predicted model, not a curated record.